Molecule: messenger RNA, 1596 nt
Organism: Nelumbo nucifera (sacred lotus)
Lineage: Eukaryota; Viridiplantae; Streptophyta; Magnoliopsida; Proteales; Nelumbonaceae
Product: protein DETOXIFICATION 55-like
Biological process (GO): xenobiotic detoxification by transmembrane export across the plasma membrane
Cellular component (GO): membrane
Molecular function (GO): xenobiotic transmembrane transporter activity; antiporter activity
Source: RefSeq, a predicted model, not a curated record
AUGUUGGCAGAAGAUCAAACCCAAAAGAAGCCUACACUGCCAGAGGUUUUGGAAGAGUUGAAGAGCAUUAAGGACAUAGCCUUUCCAAUAGCUGCCAUGAGCUUGGUGGGAUACCUGAGGAACAUGAUCUCAGUUGUGUGCAUGGGGAGGCUUGGCGCUCUGGAACUAGCUGGAGGUGCGCUGGCCAUCGGUUUCACCAACAUCACCGGAUACUCCAUCCUCUCAGGCCUUGCAAUGGGGAUGGAGCCCAUCUGCAGCCAGGCGUUCGGCUCCCGCAACCUCUCCCUCAUAGCUCUAACACUGCUAAGAACCAUUCUCAUGCUGCUUGUUGCCUCUAUCCCUAUCGGUCUGCUAUGGGUUAACCUUGAAGCUAUAAUGCUUAGGCUUCAUCAGGACCCAGAUAUCAUACAAGUUGCUAGCCUCUACUGCCACUUUGCCCUUCCAGACCUUAUCCUCAAUAGCUUUCUUCACCCUCUGAGGAUCUACUUACGUAGUAAAGGCACAACAUGGCCAUUAAUGUGGUGCGCUUUACCUGCUAUCCUUCUGCACCUACCCAUCACCAUGUUCUUGGCCUUCACCCUUCGUCUCGGGGUGGCUGGCAUCGCGGGUGCAACAGUCAUCACCAACUUCAACGCCCUUGUCUUCCUAGUAAGCUAUAUACUCUGUACUCGCACCUCUGGCUCUAUCAAGGAACCCAUUAUGUACACGCCACUGUUUCAGCCUCCUCCUCCUCCUCCUCCAAAAAGCUCACUACAGGGAGCUGUGGGAGGGGAAUGGGGGAAGUUGAUUCGACUCUCUCUGCCCAGUUGUCUAGCUGUUUGUCUGGAAUGGUGGUGGUAUGAGUUGAUGACCAUCCUCGCCGGUUAUCUUUAUAACCCUCGAGUAACCCUAGCAACAUCGGCUAUUGUCAUACAGACCACAUCUCUCAUGUACACGCUGCCUACAGCGCUCAGUGCCUCGGCAUCAACGCGUGUAGGUAAUGAGCUCGGGGCGGGCAGGGCGAGUAAGGCUCGACUGGCAACCAUGGUAUCCAUGGGACUAGCUGUUGUAUUCUCCACAGUGAGCUUUGUAUGGUGCUCCGUAGGGAGAGAGGCCUGGGGAAGAGUCUUCACCCAGGAUGGCAAGGUUCUGGAGCUAACAGUGGUGGUGCUACCUAUUAUCGGUUUAUGUGAACUGGGGAAUUGCCCACAGACAACUGGUUGCGGCGUCCUCCGAGGCAGCGCUAGGCCCAUCAUCGGUGCUGCAAUCAACUUCUACGCCUUUUACUUGGUGGGCUUGCCCGUGGCCAUGGUGUUUGGCUUUGUCUUGGAAAUUGGCUUUGUGGGACUCUGUUAUGGCCUUCUAGCCGCUCAAUUUGCUUGUGCCUUGUCAAUCGUAGCUGUGAUUUGCAAGACGGAUUGGGACAGAGAGUCAUCCAAGGCCAGAGACUUGGUUGGAAUGGAUGCUGCAUGCGCACAGCAAGACCCAACAGCAAAAUCCCAAGAUGAAGUGGAGUUUCUUAAAAUAGAGUGUGAAACGUGGAUGCAAAUCGCAAGGGAUGAUGCAACAUUCAUACACAUCAGCGCGUCCCCACAUGCACAUCUCAGCGUACAUUGA